This is a messenger RNA of Stegodyphus dumicola, 1627 nucleotides long. RefSeq names its product tubulin alpha chain, testis-specific-like. Lineage: Eukaryota; Metazoa; Arthropoda; Arachnida; Araneae; Eresidae. Gene Ontology annotation, biological process: microtubule-based process. Gene Ontology annotation, molecular function: GTP binding; structural constituent of cytoskeleton. Gene Ontology annotation, cellular component: microtubule. The record is from RefSeq and is a predicted model, not a curated record.
UUUUGAGUUGCAACGAAUUGAAAUCCUAUUGGCCGGAAAAUUUGACAAAACCUUUCUGCUCAACCGAUCGCGCCACUUUGGUUUGCGGAACGAGAAGCGUAGCAUUUCUCGUGCGAAACCUGCAUAUUUAAAUACCAUUUUUUUACCGUUGAAGGUAUUGUUACUCAGAUCUCAUCAUGCGUGAAUGUAUCAGUGUACACGUUGGCCAGGCUGGUGUCCAGAUCGGCAAUGCCUGCUGGGAAUUGUACUGUUUGGAACAUGGUAUCCAACCUGAUGGUCAGAUGCCUAGUGACAAGACAAUCGGUGGAGGUGAUGACUCAUUCAACACAUUCUUUAGUGAGACCGGAGCUGGAAAACACGUACCAAGAGCUGUCUAUGUUGAUCUGGAACCAACAGUAGUAGAUGAAGUCCGAACUGGCACAUACAGACAGCUUUUUCAUCCUGAACAACUUAUCACAGGAAAGGAAGAUGCUGCAAACAAUUAUGCUCGAGGUCAUUACACAAUUGGAAAAGAAAUUGUAGAUCUUGUCCUAGACCGCAUCCGUAAAUUAGCUGACCAAUGUACAGGGUUACAAGGUUUCCUCAUUUUCCACAGCUUUGGAGGUGGCACUGGCUCAGGAUUCACAUCUCUCUUAAUGGAAAGGCUCUCUGUAGAUUAUGGCAAAAAAUCUAAAUUAGAAUUUGCUAUAUAUCCUGCUCCUCAGGUAUCAACUGCUGUUGUUGAGCCAUAUAAUUCUAUUCUUACAACUCAUACUACUUUGGAGCAUUCUGAUUGUGCAUUUAUGGUUGACAAUGAAGCUAUUUAUGACAUAUGCCGCCGGAAUCUUGAUAUUGAACGUCCUACUUACACCAACUUGAACAGAUUGAUCGGCCAGAUUGUAUCAUCAAUUACUGCUUCUCUGAGAUUUGAUGGUGCUUUGAAUGUAGAUCUAACAGAGUUCCAGACCAAUCUUGUACCGUACCCUCGAAUUCAUUUCCCUCUGGUUACCUAUGCUCCAGUUAUAUCUGCUGAAAAGGCAUAUCACGAGCAACUCACAGUCGCCGAAAUCACAAAUGCAUGUUUCGAACCUGCAAAUCAAAUGGUAAAAUGUGAUCCCAGACAUGGAAAAUAUAUGGCUUGCUGUCUGCUCUACAGAGGAGAUGUUGUUCCAAAAGAUGUCAAUGCUGCUAUUGCUGCCAUCAAGACAAAGCGUACCAUUCAGUUUGUUGAUUGGUGUCCAACUGGAUUCAAAGUUGGCAUCAAUUAUCAACCACCUACUGUUGUACCUGGUGGAGAUUUAGCAAAGGUUCAGAGAGCUGUCUGUAUGCUUUCAAAUACCACUGCUAUUGCUGAGGCCUGGGCUCGUCUGGAUCACAAGUUUGAUUUGAUGUAUGCCAAAAGAGCUUUUGUCCAUUGGUAUGUAGGUGAAGGUAUGGAGGAAGGUGAAUUUUCAGAAGCCCGAGAAGAUUUAGCUGCUCUGGAGAAAGAUUAUGAAGAAGUUGGAAUUGAUUCAACUGAAGGUGCUGAGGAUGAAGGAGAUGAGGAGUUCUAGAUCUGCUGAUUUCUGAACUACUGCAGGACCAAUACUUAUACAUUCUAAUUUGUAUACAUGAGCACAUAAGAUCAUUAAAGCAUAAUUUGCAACGA